Molecule: messenger RNA, 5812 nt
Organism: Zalophus californianus (California sea lion)
Lineage: Eukaryota; Metazoa; Chordata; Mammalia; Carnivora; Otariidae
Gene: CHST11
Product: carbohydrate sulfotransferase 11
Exons: 3
Coding region: 478-1536 (352 amino acids)
Biological process (GO): proteoglycan biosynthetic process; carbohydrate biosynthetic process
Cellular component (GO): membrane
Molecular function (GO): sulfotransferase activity
Source: RefSeq, a predicted model, not a curated record
GCGAGUUGCAUUUGGUAAAACCCAGCCCGGAAUAUAUAGAUCACUGGAGCGCAAUGAAGUAGCCUUUGGAGAGGAGGGAGGGGGCCCGUCCGACAGCCCCAGCGGCCAGCGCAGCGGCGGCACCAUCCGCGCUCGCACCCCAGCCGCCCGGCCCGCGAGGAGGCAGCGCGGCGGCCGCCGGCGGGAGCGGAGGCGGCGGCGGGGAGGCGGAGAGGAGCAGCAGGAGGAGCAGGGGCGCGCAGCCGGCGGGUCCACGCAUCUCGGCACUUCCAGAGCAACUCCGGCGCCUUCCAUACCCCUGCCCGGGGCUGGGGGCUCCGAGAGCGGCCGCGAAGCCCUCCCGAUCGUCCCCCCACCCCGAGCCCUGCCCAGCCCUGCCCUGCGCCUCCCGGGCUCCGCUCCGCGCGGCAGGGUCCCGGCUCCUGCGCCCCGGGCGCGCCUCCCGGACACCCCGGUCCCCGCAGCCAGGACAAAGCCAUGAAGCCGGCGCUGCUGGAAGUGAUGAGGAUGAACAGAAUUUGCCGGAUGGUGCUGGCCACUUGCUUGGGAUCCUUUAUCCUGGUCAUCUUCUAUUUCCAAAGUAUGUUGCACCCAGUCAUGCGGAGGAACCCCUUCGGUGUGGACAUCUGCUGCCGGAAGGGGUCUCGAAGCCCCCUGCAGGAACUCUACAGCCCAACCCAGCUGGAGCUCUCGAACACCGCCGUCCUGCACCAGAUGAGGCGCGACCAGGUGACGGACACCUGUCGCGCCAACAGCGCCCUGAGCCGCAAGCGGCGGGUGCUGACCCCCAGCGACCUGAAGCACCUGGUGGUGGACGAGGACCACGAGCUCAUCUACUGCUACGUGCCCAAGGUGGCGUGCACCAACUGGAAGCGGCUCAUGAUGGUGCUCACCGGGCGGGGCAAGUACAGCGACCCCAUGGAGAUCCCGGCCAGCGAGGCGCACGUGGCGGCCAACCUCAAGACGCUGAACCAGUACAGCAUCCCAGAAAUCAACCACCGCUUGAAAAGCUACAUGAAGUUCCUGUUUGUGCGCGAGCCCUUCGAGCGCCUGGUGUCCGCCUACCGCAACAAGUUCACGCAGAAGUACAACACGUCCUUCCACAAGCGCUACGGCACCAAGAUCAUCCGGCGGCAGCGCAAGAAUGCCACGCAGGAGGCGUUGCGCAGGGGUGACGACGUGCGCUUCGAGGAGUUCGUGGCCUAUCUCAUCGACCCGCACACGCAGCGCGAGGAGCCCUUCAACGAGCACUGGCAGACCGUGCACUCGCUCUGCCAUCCGUGCCACAUCCACUACGACCUCGUGGGCAAGUACGAGACGCUGGAGGAGGACUCCAACUACGUCCUGCGGCUGGCGGGCGUGGGCAGCUACCUGAGGUUCCCCACCUAUGCCAAGUCUACGAGAACUACUGACGAGAUGACCACAGAGUUCUUCCAGAACAUCAGCUCGGAGCACCAAACGCAGCUGUACGAAGUCUACAAACUCGAUUUUUUAAUGUUCAAUUACUCAGUGCCAAGCUACCUGAAGUUGGAGUAAAGGGGGCGUGGGGAGAGGGGAGAGAAUCGUGCUUUUUAAUUUAAGAUGUUUAUUUGUCAAAAGAAAUUAUAUGGAUAUUGGGUUAUUUUGUAAAGUAAUAUUUCUUUGGGGAAUGAUGCUGCGAGCAGCAUGGUUGAGAAUUAUUUAAAAUCCUUAGUAGGGAAGGACGGCUGUCUUUGCAGGGGAAUAGGUUGGGUGUGUCCUUGUGCCUAGACGUGAAUACCUGCAACACUGCCUCAGAGGUUUCCUUGUGCUCUGGUGAAUUCCACAAAUUGUGCAUCCCAGAAAUUCUAAUUAAUAUUAUUUAUCGUUAUUUAAACAUGGUCUCUGUGUAGAUUUCUUUCUGUGGCAGCAAGAUCCUAAUGUCUUUGCAGAAGAAAUGUGUGUUUUUGUUCUGUGCUUGCUACAAGCUCAUUCUGGGGCAUGAAUGUUCUCCUCACUAACCGCUCACAGAGUUAACUGUCUGAUAACCCUUGCGAUGUCUGUUGAUACCACCUUUCUUGGAAAUCGGUGAGAAAUAAAUAGAAAAAGGCACCUUUGCAAGGGACUGAUUCCAAACAGAUUCCAAGCAACCCAAGAGUCCCUUGCACUAAGAAAAAAAAAAUGUGAUUUUUUUUUUUUUUAACCCAAGGAGAAGAGCUGAGUGUAGCUUUUUUUUUUUUUUCUUUUUUCCUUUUCCACCAGAUUAGCAGUCUGAUAGAAUAGGCUUUUCUACGGAAAUUUUUAACUGGCAGUGCCAGUUGUGAUAGUGAAGUGGCUGUUACUUUAUAGUCAGCAAGUAUUUAUUGAGCAACUGCUAUGUGCUGGGCCUAAUUGUAGGCCCUGCGGAUAGAGCAUGGAACAAAACCAAUGGUCUCGGCCCUCAAGAAGCUUUAUGUGGACACAGUUUCCAGCUUGACAAUUAGCAAACCCCUCAUAUUCGUGGACUUUACAUGAGAUUUGGACCAUUUUGAACAACCCCAGAAGGUCCAUGACCCCUACAGAUUUGCGUUUUUCUCUGGCCCAAAUUUGAAAACCACACACUUAGAACAGGCCACUUGGUGAGUAAUCCAGGCUCAUCGCCCAACACAAGAGAAGACAAAAGUGUUUCCCAUCAUGUGUCCACUCCAGUGGAUUGGUAGUGUCCACCUUUAAGCCCCAGAACAGAUUCGCCAGGCACAGCAUGGAGGGGAGCUGUCACCAAUUAGUGAUGUCUGCCUUGGCGGGGGAGGGAAGAGGAUCAUUCGCCAAGUGCCUCUUCCUGCCCCGUCAGCCCUGGCACCCACGCCUCCGCAUGGAAGUGUUCUCUCUUCUUUGCAUGUGCAAGAGUGAGAAGCUAUGGCAGACCUCGUACAUUUGGGAUCUGGAGUGGUCUGGCAUUUCUCCCCUGGUGAAGGUCAGAGGUGGACCCCCUGUACACAUACGCACGCACAUACCCCUCCCAAGUCCUCCAGAGGCCGAGACCAUCCGCACCUUGGCAAGCACCAUGCAUGAGCAGCAAGGACAGCCUUCUGCGACUGUAAUCCGUGACCCCUUUCCUCCGGAAGGUCGGAAACAUUCUACUUCCUGUUCCUUGCUAAUUACCAUCUGCACAUGCUUCUCAUUUUCCAGCCAUUUCGAUGCCUCGGUUGAAGUUUGGCCACAUCCCUCUUACAACUAGUGAAUGAUUUGGUAGCAAAUCCUGUAUAUAAUAACUAUAGUUCUAAUAAUAGGGGGUGGGGUGGGAUGGGGUGUGGGUAAGCUUUGCUUUUUGUUUUGUUUUUGAUGCAGUAUAUAGCAAAGGGGUGAGAAUAUUCUCAACAAACAGAAAUGAAUAAUUUAUUCACAGAAACUAUUAGAAUUGUAUUGGAAAGCUCACAGCCAGUUCAGCAGCAGCUGCUGAAUCUCACUGAGGACAUGAUUUUAUUGAAUGUGAGUGAGGUGUGCACUGGGGAGGGGGCGGCCAAAGCUUUUUAUAAAAUGUUGUGUCCCUUCGUCCAAGCUCUCUCCCCUUUGUGAAGGGCACAGCGACUGUGCCCUCCUUGGACAGAGAUGUAUGCCGUGUGUUUUACUGAAUAGAGCGACAGACCUCAGCUGUCCCUGGAAUUGGGAGUCUGGGCCCUGUUUCCAGGCAGGGGACACUGUCCUCCAAAAUAGGGCUUCUGCUAAUGAAACAUUGUCCAGCAUUUCCUGAUAUGUGCUCCACAGAACAAAAAGGUUCUAGGAGAUGUGAAGUUAGUGUGAUGCAAAAAAAAAAAAAAGAAAGAAAGAAAAGAGAAAGAAAAAAAAACAUUUUGAGGUCAGAUAUCUUUGGGAAACAAAGUCAAUUUCCUCUCUACAGGACUUUUCAGAGCCUUGGAUGUAAGCUGUGCAUUAUGAACCCCCAAAAGCAUCAUUGAGUUGGUAGCAUUUCCUGAACUUAUGUGACCAGGAUACUCUAUUUUGCAGAUCUCACAGAAAUGUUCCACAGAAUAUACUUUGGUUAGGUCGAUUUACAUAUCUGAGGUCAUCAAAGAUAAAACGACUUCCCUGACCCUUCUCCAAAACAAAACAAAACAAUAAAACAGUACCAAUCCAUCUCUAUCUGGUUUAUAGCAAGAGGUACUUUAUCAAAUCAAUUAAACUUUUACUUAAGUGCAAUGGUUUUAAUCCUGGAUACUACCCUGGGCAAUGAUUCCAUCCCUCCCAAAGGGAGCAGAGGAUGGUCUUGAGUGGUGUGGACAGAGGAAGGGAAGGGGACAUAAGGCCACAGAAUAGUCCCCUUACUCCUCAAGCCUUAGGUUGCUCAAAGCACGCAAAGGGAGCUCAACCCUUCAGGAGUGCUUCUUCAGUUCCAGAGUUUGGAAUUGUUCACCGUGUGCUUUUGUUUUUCCAAUGGAAAUUCCCAUAGAUUUCACAAACUCUGUGUUCCCGCCACCAUCUUUGUUGGAUCGGGUGAGCUCACUCGGGCCGUGUGCAGAGUACCGCCUUUCAUCCAUCUUCUCUCAAGCGAGAAAGACUGUCCUUCAGGGGACAAGACAUCAGUGUAGUUCUGCAAUGAGGGACUUUGUCCUUGUGUUUGUUUUGUGUUCACAUUUUAUUUUCUAAUGGCAUAAAAAUUAAAAAAAAAAAAACUGAAUCAACUGUUCUGCAGAAUGUAGAAAGUAUUCUGUGUCCUUGGUAUAAAAGAAUCCAUGGGUAAAAAUGUGCCUGGGAAGCAAAAGCUUGUGUUUUUGUUUUUGUUUGUUUUUAAGAAAACUGUUUGAAAACGCUUUUCAUUGCAUGCUUCGCUGGAGAAAAGUACAGGCAGGUGUCCCACCUCCAAGCCACUUUUCAAAGGUGCUGCUGUGUUUUCAAAACCAGGUACAGUUAGGGUAGUAUUUACAAGGACAUUCCUGCUUAACCUAUCCCUUUGGUUGGAAAAUUCUAGAAUAUUAGCCACAGGGUUUGAAUUCCUGCAGCUUCUCUGGACCACCCUCCCCAUCCCCCUCUCCACCUCCCCAGCUGGUCUGGGAAGAAAGGCAGUCCGUUGACCUCUGGUGUCUCAGAGGGGACCUUCCUUCCUCCCUGUCCACCAGGUGAGCUCCACCCUCCUGAUAGCAUCCUGGUGUGGAGGCACAAGGGGCUAAUUCCUGCUGGUAGAAAGUUCCCAGGGGAAGAAAAAAAAAAAAAAAAGUCACUGGCGCACUUAGCUGGUGGGGUCUGGCCCACUGCUGAGGUAGUGAUUACUCAGGUAGAACAGGUAGAAGUCCCUGUCCGAAACUGGCAAGAAGCCAAGGGACUCUGUCCCCAGUGGGUGAUGUCAGACCAUGUCCCUCACAGACUGCCCCUCCCCCAUGCACACCAACACACACAAAAUGAGCUGCCCCCUUCUGUGCAAUCCGUGUGACCAGAAUCCCUUCCCGGCCCCCUCCUAUGUCAGCAGGACUGACCUCAUGGCUCCCCCAAUUUCCGAAAACCAGCAUUUAUUUCUUCCAGCCUUUUCUCAUCAGCUGACCGGACCCUAUGAACAGGCAACAGGACCUACGAUAACCAGCUUGCCCCUUGGCUGUUCACAGGCGAAUUUCGGUUUGCUACUCUGUUGGGUACAGAAGGGGCUGCCCGUACUGUUUUCCUAUGAGCAUGCUCGGUAUGAUAUAUGCGCAUAUAACUUAACAUCUUUGUGGAGUGUGAUUUUUUUUUUCUUACCUAUUUGUAUGCAGUAGAGGGCUUGUUUUAGAAAACUCUCCGUCUCCUACUGUACCGUUCAAGAAAGCUGAAUUCCACAUUGCCAACAAAAGCGUGAAAUGUUCAUGAACCUUCCUCCAGGAAAAGCCAUUCAAGCCUGAUUAUUUUUCUA